This is a messenger RNA of Lemur catta (Ring-tailed lemur), 1713 nucleotides long. RefSeq names its product fibroblast growth factor receptor 3-like. NCBI's taxonomy places the organism in Eukaryota, Metazoa, Chordata, Mammalia, Primates, Lemuridae. The coding region runs from base 573 to 1124 and encodes 183 amino acids. The record is from RefSeq and is a predicted model, not a curated record. The transcript is spliced from 3 exons.
CCAGGCCCUUAAGCUCUGCAGAGGGUGGCGUAGGUCUCAGAUUCUACCUCUGAGGCUCCUGGCUCUGUGGACAUCUGGGUUCCCUUUCCUGGUAAAAUGCUCCCAAGGCCUGUCCUGGCUUGUCCACCUGGAUAGGCUGCCUGCUGGGUCUUGGGAAUCCCCCCUGCAGGGCCUGCCUCGGUGAGCCUCCCUGAGUGGCUGGGGCUCCCCUAGGAGAUGCACUUAUGCCCUGAAGGCCCCCAGGCCAGGGUGGAGCACCCAUACCUCUCAGCAGUAGCAGAAGGAAGGGGACAUAUGGCCCGGUUCUGAGGAUGCCUGGGGUGGGGAUGGGGGGACAUGGUGUUGAGGCUUCUGGGAGCCUCAUUCCACCAAGGCAGGGGUACCAGAAGGGCCAGCGUGCUCCCCUCACAGGAAGGAAAAUGGAGGCUAAGGGUGGGCAGGGGCAGAUUUGGAAGGGGGAGUCAGAUCAGAUGGGCAUCUGCUCCCACCUCUGUUAUCACCUUCAUAACAGGGCUGGCAGGGCCCUUCCUUACUGAUCUCAGCCCCAGUGGGUGGAGCAGAAGCUGCCGGCCAUGCUGGCCACGCGCACCAUUUGCUUCUGCUGCCCAGUCGGCGGCUACCCUGCUCUCACCAGCUCCUGGCUGAAGAACUGCAAGGAGUUCCAUGGCGGGCAUCGCAUCACAGCCUCAGGGUGGGCCUGGUUGCAGGGGCAGGGCCUUCGUCCCUGGGAGGAGGUGGCGGUGGGGCCUGGGGCAGGGCCUGUGGUUCAGUCCUGCCACCUGAGCAUCCCCCUGCAGCUGCGGCACCAGCAGUGGAGCCUGGUCGCGGAGAGCGUGGUGCCCUUGGACCUCGGCCACUCUGCCUGUGCGGCGGAGAUCGAGUUUGGCAGCAUCUGGCAGUGUGUGCUGGGCAGCGCUGCCGCCGGCCAACCAGACAGCGGUGCUGGCAGUGAGGGGGUCCCCUGCAAGGCUCCAGUGACAGGUGGAGGAGAGUGGCAGCAAGGAUAUAAAGAAAUUUAUGACCAAGAAAUCAAACCUGGAAAUCAUGGUGUCCUCCUGAACUCAUUGCACGUAAGAUGUCAGCAUGCUAUCAUGCUAUCCUUUUUAUGCACUAAAUUUGGAUAAGUGUAAGACAUGCAACACAUUUACUACAAAAUUUUUAAAAAGUCCUCUCUAGAAUGUAAUGUAGUAAAAUUCAUAGUCCCUUUCAUGAUUCUAGUACAAUUUAUAUUGCUCAGUAGAUUAGGAAUUCUAAACAAUUUUUGGAACCUAAAAUUAUCUGUGGAACCACCACUCAGUUGUCAUUUGAGCCAUAUCUUACUUAGUAAAGAUCCUCAAAUGUGACACAUUCAUUCCUAUGCCUCUCAUGUACCAUGAUCUCUGUCUUCCUUUGCUGAUAAAAUGUACUCAUAUUGAGCUCUUUGUUUGAAGAAACGGUUCUUGAAAGAGGCCUUUCCUAUAUUUAAAUGUAUAUGUCUCUCUAUAUUUCCCCUAUUUGACUGAGAUCUUCUACCACCCUGUAGUCUUUCAGCUUUUCCUGCCAGACUGUAAAUUCUGUGGGGGUGGGAAUGUGUCUGUUACUAAUGUGACUUUGUUAUUUAGAACAGCACUUGUCAGUUGUUAUGUGCUCAAUAAAUAUUUUAAAUGAAUCAGUGACCACUGAACAUUGAAGUGCAACUUGAAUCAUGGUGAUACCAGGGAUAAAAAUAUUGUA